This is a messenger RNA of Mercenaria mercenaria, 3271 nucleotides long. RefSeq names its product fibropellin-1-like. Lineage: Eukaryota; Metazoa; Mollusca; Bivalvia; Venerida; Veneridae. Gene Ontology annotation, molecular function: calcium ion binding. Gene Ontology annotation, cellular component: plasma membrane; protein-containing complex. The transcript has 15 exons. The record is from RefSeq and is a predicted model, not a curated record. Gene Ontology annotation, biological process: establishment or maintenance of epithelial cell apical/basal polarity; heterophilic cell-cell adhesion; axon guidance. Bases 190 to 1773 code for a protein of 527 amino acids.
AAUAGGAUGCGUUUUGUCAAUAAAGUUAUUUAAAACGCAAAAUUACGCUUGUCACUGCUAUUGCCUUACUAUGCUGAGAAUAUAGUACGUUAUUUUUGGAAUGACUGUGGUAAACUUUUCUGUGUUAUAACAUACUUACGCCUGAAAUUGUUAUCAGUUGCACGAUACUGGAUAUUACGAAGGGACGAAAUGUUUUCUCUAGGAACAAAAAAAGUCACUUUAUUCAUUUCCAUCGCUGCAACGUUGCUUCUAAGAGUACGGCUAACGGAAAGUUCACCAUCGUAUGAAACAUCGCAGAUUUUACAAGACACACAGAGUAACACCACUAGUUCUGAUGGGGAUGCUUGCAGUUCGAAUCCAUGCUUGCACGGGACAUGCUUUGGAAAUGGGACAGAAUACCAUUGCUUUUGUCUUUCUGGAUUCACUGGGACAAAUUGCGAAACAACUCUUGAUGCAUGUAGUACUAAUCCUUGUCUGAGGGGUAUAUGCCUCCAUCAUCACACAGACUAUUAUUGUGUUUGUCCCUCGGGGUACACUGGUAAAAACUGUGAUUCAACUAUAAACGCAUGUAAAUCUAAUCCUUGCGAGAGAGGCGUUUGCUACCACUAUCACACACAAUUCCGCUGUGUCUGCCCUCCAGGCUACUCUGGCAAACAAUGUGAAAUAGAUAACAACGAAUGUUUCUCACAUCCAUGUAUGAACGGGGGAACUUGUGUUGAUGAAAUAGCAAACUUCUCGUGCAACUGCAUAUCGGGAUUUACCGGAGAUCAUUGUCAGACAGACAUUGAUGAAUGUUCAUCCAGCCCAUGCCUCAAUGGUGGUGUAUGUAAUGACGGAAUAAAUCGAUAUGUCUGUCAGUGUCCGACAGGGUAUGGCGGUGACAUUUGCCAAAAGGUGACUUAUCCGUGUAAAUACAACCCUUGUGUCAGAGGCACGUGCUUUGCUCACUUGUCGCAAUUCAUCUGCGAGUGUCCUUCAGGAUAUACUGGAAAACUCUGUGAAACUACCAUAAAACUGAUGCUCUAUGGACCUAAGGAAGUGUUUAUCACGUUACCGGCUGGGAACCAGUUGAACUUAAACUGUAGUGUCUCUCGUAGCGGGUACAAUACCAAUUUCAAAUGGUCAAAGAGAAGAGACUGUGGUGGAUCCUUCAGCUCACGAUAUCAGAUACCACAUACAAAUAUUGGGGAUGCAGGAACAUACGUUUGCGAAGUUUCCUAUCGGCAUGAACCUUCUGUGAUGAAAGUCUUCCAUGUAGAUAUACCAUGGCAAUCGGAGACAUGUAAUUUCGAAGAUAACUCGUUGUGUGAAUGGAAUGAACGUGGGUCUAGUAUUUCCUGGAGUCAACAGUAUGGCAGAACCCAAUCCAGUGACAGUGAGCAAUGGAACGAUCAUACACUUGGAACAUCAAACGGUGGUUAUAUGCAGGUUGAUGCAACUUCGCAAAGAGAUGAUGACAGAACUGCUCUUCUCACGUCACAUGCUUUUCCAGCUGGUCGUACGAUUUGCUUUGAAUUUUGGUAUCGGAUAUCUGGAGAAGGACAUGGAAUGUUAUCUGUGAUCUUGAAGGACACUUGUUUGAGUAAGGAAACAGAAUUGUUAAAAUUCACUGAGGACCAGGGUCGAAAGUGGAACAAGGCGACUGUCAGUGUAUUGCAAACUUUGGUUCCAAAUGACUACAGCAUAAUCCUAAAAGCUGACAUUAGACGCUCAUUCCAUGGUACCAUGGCUGUAGAUGAUGUACAAUUCAGUAAGGGACACUGUCAAGAUUGAGAGAAAAUGUUCAAACAAAAUCAUGCAUUCAAGAUGAUACACUCAACAAAUUGCAUUUCUGUAAAGGACUGUAUGCUGUAUAUUAGUUUGUUGUUUUUAGCUCACCUGAGCCAAAGGCUCAGGGUGAGCUAUUAUGAUCGCUCACCGUCCGGCGUCCGUCCGUCCGUUGUCCGCCCGUCCACACUUUCCUUUAAACAACAUCUCCUCCUAAACAACUAGACCAAUUUUGAUGAAACUUCACAGGGAUGCAUAUGUUUCUUGGAUAGUCUUCUUUGACAAUUGUUCAAAGAAUUGAAUUCCAUACAGAACUCUGGUUGCCACGGCAACCGAAAGGAAAAAACUUAAAACAUCCUCUAGUCCAAAACCACAGGUCAUAGGGAUUUUAUAUUUGGUUUGUAGCAUCAUCUAGUGGUCCUCUACCAAGGUUGUUCAUAUUAUUCCCCUAGAGUCAAAUAUGGCCCCGCCCUGGGGCACAUGGUUUACAUAGACUUAAACAAUGUAUAUAGAGAAAAAUUUGAAAACCUUCUUGUUCAAAACCACAAGGCAUAGAGCCUCAAUAUUUGGCAUGUGACGUCAUCUAAUGGUCCUCUAUAAAGUUUGUUCAAAUUAUGCCACUGGGGUGAAAAGAGGCCCAGUCCCGGGGGUCCCAAGUUUUACAUAGACUAAUAUAGGAAAUUUUUUUAAAAAAAAUUCUUGUCUGAAACCAAAUAACCUAGGCCUUUGAUAUUUGGUAUGUAGCAUUGCCUUUUGGUUCUUUACCAAAACUGUUCAAAUUAUGCCCCUGGGGUGAAAAGAGGCCCCGCCCCGGGGGUCCCAAGUUUUACAAAGAUUUAAAGAGGAAAAUUGUUUAAAAAUCUUCUUGUCUGAAACCACAAGACCUAGGCCUUUGAUGUUUGGUAUGUAGCAUUGCCUUGUGGUUCUCUACCAAGAUUGUUCAAAUUAUACUCCUGGGUUGAAAAGAGGCCCCGCCCCGCGGGUCCUAAAUUUAACAAAGACAUAUAGGGAAAAAAAAUAAAAAUCUUCUAGUCUGAAACUGCAAGGCCUAGGCUUUUGAUUUUUGCUAUCUUGCAUUGCUUAGUGGUCCUUACAAAGAUUGUUAAAAUUAUGCCUCUAGGGUAAAAAGAGGCCCUGCCUAGGGGGUCCCAAGUUUUACAUAGACUUAAAUAGGAAAAAAAAUCUUCUUGUCUGAAACCACAAGACCUAGGCCUUUGAUGUUUGGUAUGUAGCAUUGCCUUGUAGUUCUCUACCAAGAUUGUUCCAAUUAUGUCCCUUGGGUGAAAAGAGGCCCCGCCCCGGGGGUCCUAAGUUUAACAAAGACUUAUAUAGGAAGAAAAUUUAAAAACUCUUCUUGUCUGAAACUGCAAGGCCUUAGACUUUUGAUUUUUGGUAUCUUGCAUUGCAUUGUGGUCCUUUACCAAGAUUAUUCAAAUUAUGCCUCUUGGGUAAAAAGAGGCCCUGCCCUGGGGGUCCCAAGUUUUACAUAGACUUACAUAGGAAA